AUGGCAGAGUGGGAGGUUGUGAACGCUGCGGCCGAGGACCAGUCAGUGGCAGGCUGGCUGAAUGCCAAAGGCCUCGGCAAAUACGUUGAGAAGGUUAUCGAGCUCACAGAUGCAGAAAGCCUGGAAGACUUCAAGCUGCUGGAUGCAGCAAUGGUAGAGCAGAUCAUCGAGUCGGUUGGGAUGAAGUUGGUGACUGCACAGAAGUUCCGCCAGGCGCUGUACGAGCUAUGUAGCAUUCCAGUGGAGCCUCGAGAAGAAGGCUCGGAGGCGGACCAACAGGUGGCGAGCCCAGCAGAGGAAGUGCCGGUGCAAGAGGUCAUCGCCAUUUGCAUUGAUCGGUCUGGUUCGAUGGGGACACCCUUCAAGGAGAUCACUCUCAACGUCGUGAAAGGUGAGUGUCGAGAUUCCGUGGCAGAGCGCACACGCAUGGAAGCCGUUAAAGCCAUGUUUUAUGCCUUCCGGGAUAGGAUUGAAAGCAUGGGCCCUGGGCGCUGCCACCUCGGCCUCUUUCAGUUCGAUAACCAGGUUGAGCUCCUGUUGGAUGCAACACCCAGCUUGGACAAGUUCGAGUCCAUUGUCGACGACAUGAAGAAGCGGGGUCAGACGGCCAUCUAUUCGUCCAUCAUCGCAGCCACGGAGAUGUUGAAUCGAUACUUCGAAGCGGACAAGAGGAUUGACCUGCGUGUUCUUGUGCUCACAGAUGGGCAGAACAAUUCGGGAGCAUCUCCACAGGCGGCCCUUGAGGCCGUCAACUCCAUCGGUGCUGUGGUCGAUGCGAUCAUCGUGGGAGACAAUCCCGAUGGCGAUUUGCGGCGAAUCGUUUCUGCUGCAGAAGGCGAGUGCUACCAGGUACGCAAUCUUGGCGAGGGCUUCGAGCUUCUGGAGUCCGAAGCUGUCGUCUCUUUGAAGGCACGCCGUGGCGGGGCAGAAAAGCCGGAGUUCAAGCAGCGAGAAGCCGUGGACUUGAGGAACAUUUCUCAAGCGAGCAUCACGCAGGGAAGUGCCGUGCCCAGAGUUCAGGAUUUGGCCCGGGACCACCAUGCGAAAAGCAAGGUGGUGGCCUUGCACUCGACAGACUCCCUCGGUGCCAUUUCGAACGGCCCCCUGGGCUCGGCGGCUGCAAGACGGGCCAUGGCCGAGCUGAGGCAAGCUGCAGAAGCAGCCACUGCCGGAAUCCAUGUUCUGCCGACAGAAAGCCUCAACUUCUGGCGUGUCCUCAUGGAGGGGCCCUUUGGCUCCCCGUUCGAGGGAGGUGUUUUUGCGCUAGAUGUUGUCAUCCCGGAUGACUAUCCUUUCUCCGCGCCCAAGAUUAACUUCCGCACGCCCAUCUACCACUGCAAUGUCAAUGCAAACGGCGCAAUAUGCCUAGACAUCCUCAAGGAAUCGUGGAGUCCAUCGCUGUCGGUCCAAAAAUGCCUCUUCUCCAUCCGAGCUUUGAUGGUCGAUCCAAAUCCCGAUGAUGCCCUGCGCCAGUGGAUCGCCGAGCUGACCUUGGCUCACGUUCGCUCAGGCGGCGCAGAUACUCGCUACUACGACAAUGCCCGUGACAGCACUCGCGAGCACGCCAGCUUGAGUGUCGAGGGCUGGUUGGCUAAGUGGGGCCUGGGUCCGGCAUGUGCGGAGAAGGACUGCUCGCUGGUAGAGCUCUUGACAAACCAGGAGCAGCCUCCUGCGUUCUACCUGGUGCACUACUGGGGGGAUCUCGUCCUGAAUGCUUUGGAGGCCAUCAAAGUGCACACGCAAAGCAGAAACAUGGACCAGAACACGCCGUACUGGCUCGCGUGUUGCGCCAACCGCCCACACUCGCUGCAGGACGCUUUCUGCCCGGAUUUGAAGGCCAGCUGUUUUUACAAGGCAAUGAGUGCCGCAAAGUUCCAGGUGGUGCUUAUGAUGGAUCCCAAAACCGAUUCCAACGUGCUCGCCACAUGCCUUUCGAGACUGUGGUGCAUGUACGAGCUCUGCAUGUGCUUGGACCAUCCCGGCACGCAGCUCGAUGUAGUCCAGACCAAGCUGGAAAUCAAAUCGCCUGUUAAGAAAGCCUCGAUGGUAACACAGUUCCUGACUCCAGAGGAGAAAGACGCAGAACUGCGCACGACAGGCUCCGGCUACAAGGCUAAGAACGACCGCGAGAAGUCAUUCAGCUUGCAGAUCAUGGAGAUGGCAUUAGGUGUCUCCGUGGAGCGUGCUCAGAUCACCAAUCUUCAGGAAAAGCAGCAGAUAUUGAACAUCUUCGCACACCGUGACCUGAACGAGCAGGCGUAUGACCACGUCUCGAAGCAACUGCGGGCGCUCUUCGCUUUGGCCUUCUGGCGCCAGCAGCUCAGUGGUCGUGUCAUGGGUGGCAACGUGAGCGACAGUGACGUUCAUCGAGUUCAAGGAAAGUUGGUGAAAGCCUUGCACAGCGGCUUCCGGCACAAGUCCCUGGAGCUUGACAUGGCCUUCAUGCAAGUUUGCUCGGAGAAGUUGAAGAUGCUCCGAGCAUGUUUGCCAUCGGGCCUGCAAGAGCUCAAGCUGGACCUGAGGGAAACAGAGCUCAACAACCAAGACAUCAUCACCUUCGCCGCCGGUCUCCCCAGAGAACUGGAGGACCUCUCCUUGAACCUGGCUGGCAACGAGGACAUCAACGAUGAUGGCAUCGAGGUGUUUAUGAGCAAGCUUCCCAGCAAGAUGCGAAGCAUGGCUCUGGACCUGAAGAAGACCCAUGUCGGCAAAGAGUUGAUGCAGAGACAGGGGAACUACGAGAGCAUGAGAAAGCACUUGGCAGAACAGGCUGCCAAAGCUAUUCGGUGCACGUUCGUCAACUUGUGUCCGUCGGCGACGCGGCACAUGGUUUACACCGUCACCAAGAAGAAUCUUCCGCCAAUGACCUCGGAUUCAUAG
Symbiodinium sp. CCMP2592 is the source of this 2880-nucleotide messenger RNA. NCBI's taxonomy places the organism in Eukaryota, Dinophyceae, Suessiales, Symbiodiniaceae. The record is from the annotation of a GenBank genome assembly.